AUGACUGGCACUUCAGCGACAACAAAUGCCGCUGAUUUACGGGCCUUCUCCUACCUGGUUGGCAUUGGAGUAACGCAUUCAAUUGCGCCCCCGAUGCACAACUUUAUCUCCAAGUCACUGGGGUAUGAUUGGAAUUUCAUAGCCCAAGAGUGCGCAACAGUAGAAGAUGCAGUAAAGCUAUUUCGACUGCCAACUUUUGCCGGCGGUGUUGUUACCAUGCCUUACAAGCAGACUAUCAUGGAGCAUCUCGAUGGAUUGGACGAAUACUCCAUCAAGAUUGGAGCAUGCAAUAAUGUCUAUCGCGCGGCAGACGGCUCACUUCGAGGGACAAACACCGAUUGGCGCGGAAUCAAGGGUUGCUUGACAGGAGCAUCUGACAAUGGAAGAGAGAAACCGGCUUUUAUUAUUGGGGCCGGAGGAGCGUCUCGAGCUGCAGUGUACGCACUACAUGACCAGCUGGGAUGUAAUCCCGUCUAUAUCGUGAACCGCGACAGAGCUGAAGUGGAAGCUCUUCUUCACGAUACCGAAAGCUAUGGACCAGGGCUUUCUGUUGUCCAUCUACAGUCUUUGAAAGAAGCACAGCAAGUCCCACAGAAUCCCUUCUACAUCGUUGGCACUGUACCCGACUUUGAACCAAAAAGUCCCGAGGAAUUGACUGCACGGGAUAUUUUGGAUUUCUUUCUUCAGUUUAGCACAAAAGGUGUCUUACUGGACAUGUGUUUCAAGCCGCGAAGAACCCGGAUUUUGAAGUUGGGUGAAAAGCGUGGUUGGCAUACUGUGGAAGGCACUAUGAUAAUCGCCCAUCAGAUCGACGAACAGUACAGAUUAUGGUGUGGCGAAGAAAAGGCUGAAGAUAUACCGCGACAAGAAGCUUGGAAAGUAUUGCAGAAGGCUGCAGAAGAUAGUCUAAGCAUCAAUUUUUGA
Molecule: messenger RNA, 924 nt
Organism: Talaromyces rugulosus
Lineage: Eukaryota; Fungi; Ascomycota; Eurotiomycetes; Eurotiales; Trichocomaceae
Exons: 1
Coding region: 1-924 (307 amino acids)
Biological process (GO): shikimate metabolic process; chorismate biosynthetic process
Molecular function (GO): shikimate 3-dehydrogenase (NADP+) activity
Source: RefSeq, a predicted model, not a curated record